AUCGAGGCCGUCAACAUGGCGAGCGCCUCGUACCACAUUUCCAAUCUGCUGGAAAAAAUGACAUCCAGUGACAAGGACUUCAGGUUUAUGGCUACAAAUGAUUUGAUGACAGAACUGCAGAAAGACUCCAUCAAGUUGGAUGAUGAUAGUGAAAGGAAAGUAGUGAAAAUGAUUUUGAAAUUACUGGAAGAUAAAAAUGGAGAGGUACAGAAUUUAGCUGUCAAAUGCCUUGGCCCCUUAGUGAGUAAAGUGAAAGAAUACCAAGUAGAGACCAUUGUAGAUACCCUCUGUACAAACAUGCUUUCUGAUAAAGAACAGCUUCGAGAUAUUUCAAGUAUUGGCCUUAAAACAGUAAUUGGAGAACUUCCUCCAGCUUCCAGUGGCUCCGCAUUAGCUGCUAAUGUAUGUAAAAAGAUUACUGGACGUCUUACCAGUGCAAUAGCAAAGCAGGAAGAUGUCUCUGUUCAACUAGAAGCCUUGGAUAUUAUGGCUGAUAUGUUGAGCAGGCAAGGAGGACUUCUUGUUAAUUUCCAUCCUUCAAUUCUGACCUGUCUACUCCCCCAGUUGACCAGCCCUAGACUUGCAGUAAGGAAAAGAACCAUUAUUGCUCUUGGCCAUCUGGUUAUGAGCUGUGGAAAUAUAGUUUUUGUAGAUCUUAUUGAACACCUUUUGUCAGAGUUGUCCAAAAAUGAUUCCAUGUCAACAACAAGAACCUACAUACAAUGUAUUGCUGCUAUUAGUAGGCAAGCUGGUCAUAGAAUAGGUGAAUACCUUGAGAAGAUAAUUCCUUUGGUGGUAAAAUUUUGUAAUGUAGAUGAUGAUGAAUUAAGAGAAUACUGCAUUCAAGCCUUUGAAUCAUUUGUGAGAAGAUGUCCUAAGGAAGUAUAUCCUCAUGUUUCUACCAUUAUAAAUAUUUGUCUUAAAUAUCUCACCUAUGACCCGAAUUAUAAUUAUGAUGAUGAAGAUGAAGAUGAAAAUGCCAUGGAUGCUGAUGGUGGUGAUGAUGAUGACCAAGGGAGUGAUGAUGAAUACAGUGAUGAUGACGACAUGAGCUGGAAAGUGAGGCGUGCAGCUGCUAAAUGCCUGGAUGCUGUGGUUAGCACAAGGCAUGAAAUGCUUCCAGAAUUCUACAAGACUGUCUCCCCUGCAUUGAUAUCCAGAUUUAAAGAGCGAGAAGAGAAUGUAAAGGCAGAUGUUUUUCAUGCGUAUCUUUCCCUUUUGAAGCAAACUCGUCCUGUGCAAAGUUGGCUCUGUGACCCUGAUGCAAUGGAACAGGGAGAGACGCCUUUGACAAUGCUUCAGAGUCAGGUUCCCAACAUUGUUAAAGCUCUGCACAAACAGAUGAAAGAAAAAAGCGUGAAGACCCGACAGUGUUGUUUUAACAUGUUAACUGAACUGGUAAAUGUAUUACCUGGGGCCCUAACGCAGCACAUCCCUGUUCUUGUACCAGGAAUCAUUUUCUCAUUGAAUGAUAAGUCAAGCUCAUCAAAUUUGAAGAUCGAUGCUUUGUCGUGUCUGUAUGUAAUCCUCUGUAACCACUCUCCUCAAGUCUUCCAUCCUCAUGUUCAGGCUCUGGUCCCUCCAGUGGUGGCUUGUGUUGGAGACCCAUUUUACAAGAUUACAUCUGAAGCACUUCUUGUUACCCAACAGCUUGUCAAAGUAAUUCGUCCCUUAGAUCAGCCUUCCUCGUUUGACGCAACUCCUUACAUCAAAGAUCUAUUUACCUGUACCAUUAAGAGGUUAAAAGCAGCUGAUAUUGAUCAGGAAGUCAAAGAAAGGGCUAUUUCCUGUAUGGGACAAAUUAUUUGCAACCUUGGAGACAAUUUGGGUUCUGACUUGCCUAAUACACUUCAGAUUUUCUUGGAGAGACUGAAGAAUGAAAUUACAAGGUUAACUACAGUGAAGGCGUUGACACUGAUUGCUGGGUCACCUUUGAAGAUAGAUUUGAGGCCUGUCCUGGGAGAAGGGGUUCCCAUCCUUGCUUCAUUUCUCAGGAAAAACCAGAGAGCUUUGAAACUGGGUACUCUUUCUGCCCUAGAUAUUCUCAUUAAAAACUAUAGUGACAGCUUGACAGCUGCCAUGAUUGAUGCAGUUCUAGAUGAGCUCCCACCUCUUAUCAGUGAAAGUGAUAUGCAUGUUUCACAGAUGGCUAUCAGCUUUCUUACCACGCUGGCAAAAGUGUAUCCCUCCUCCCUUUCAAAGAUAAGUGGAUCCAUUCUCAAUGAACUCAUUGGACUUGUGAGAUCACCGUUAUUGCAGGGGGGUGCUCUCAGCGCCAUGCUAGACUUUUUCCAGGCUCUGGUUGUCACUGGAACAAAUAACCUAGGAUACAUGGAUUUGUUGCGCAUGCUGACUGGUCCGGUUUAUUCUCAGAGCACAGCUCUUACUCACAAGCAGUCUUAUUAUUCCAUUGCCAAAUGUGUAGCUGCCCUUACUCGAGCGUGUCCUAAAGAAGGACCAGCUGUAGUAGGUCAGUUUAUUCAAGAUGUCAAGAACUCAAGGUCUACAGAUUCUAUUCGUCUGUUAGCUCUGCUUUCUCUUGGAGAAGUUGGGCAUCAUAUUGACUUAAGUGGGCAGCUGGAACUAAAAUCUGUAAUAUUAGAAGCCUUCUCGUCUCCUAGUGAAGAAGUCAAAUCAGCUGCAUCUUAUGCAUUAGGCAGUAUUAGUGUGGGCAACCUUCCUGAAUAUCUACCAUUUGUCUUACAAGAAAUAACCAGUCAACCCAAAAGGCAGUAUCUUCUGCUUCAUUCCUUGAAGGAAAUUAUUAGCUCUGCAUCAGUGGUGGGCCUUAAACCAUAUGUUGAAAACAUCUGGGCUUUACUGCUAAAGCACUGUGAGUGUGCAGAAGAAGGAACCAGAAAUGUUGUUGCUGAAUGUCUAGGCAAACUCACUCUAAUUGAUCCAGAAACUCUCCUUCCACGGCUUAAGGGGUACUUGAUAUCAGGCUCAUCAUAUGCCCGAAGCUCAGUGGUUACAGCUGUAAAGUUUACUAUUUCUGAUCAUCCACAACCUAUUGAUCCACUACUAAAGAACUGUAUAGGUGACUUCCUGAAAACAUUGGAAGACCCAGAUUUGAAUGUUAGAAGAGUAGCCUUGGUCACAUUCAAUUCAGCAGCACAUAAUAAGCCAUCCUUAAUAAGGGAUCUUCUAGAUACUGUUCUUCCACAUCUUUACAAUGAAACAAAAGUUAGAAAGGAGCUUAUAAGAGAGGUAGAGAUGGGGCCAUUUAAGCAUACAGUUGAUGAUGGCUUGGAUAUUCGAAAGGCAGCUUUCGAGUGUAUGUACACACUUCUAGACAGUUGUCUUGAUAGACUAGAUAUCUUUGAAUUCCUAAAUCAUGUUGAAGAUGGUUUGAAGGACCAUUAUGAUAUUAAGAUGUUAACAUUUUUAAUGUUGGUGAGACUCUCCACGCUUUGUCCAAGUGCAGUACUGCAGAGGUUGGACCGGCUUGUUGAGCCAUUACGUGCCACAUGUACAACUAAGGUAAAGGCAAACUCAGUAAAGCAGGAGUUUGAAAAGCAAGAUGAACUAAAGCGAUCUGCCAUGAGAGCAGUAGCAGCACUACUAACCAUUCCAGAAGCAGAGAAGAGUCCACUGAUGAGUGAAUUCCAGUCACAGAUCAGUUCUAACCCUGAGCUGGCAGCCAUCUUUGAAAGUAUCCAAAAAGAUUCAUCAUCCACUAACUUGGAGUCAAUGGACACUAGUUAGAUGUUUGUUCAACACGGGGACCAGACAUUGACCAUGAUGCACUGAAUCAACAGGUUAUUACUCAUAUGACGUGGAAAAGGAAGUGUUUAAAAGCUUCAAAAUGUUCCACUUUUGUUUUCCUUCAUGAAGACAGUUUGGCUUUCUUCCACUUUUGUUUUUGUAACAUUUGUUUCAGAAAUAUGUAUUUCCAUAAUCCAGAGGUUGUAAAACCACUAAUGUUUUAGUGGUUAGGACAACAUUUAAAAUGGAAACUAAAAGUUAGGAUUUAUGGAAUAUGGAGAUAGGGUCCAGGAUCAUUUGCCCUGUAAUGUUUAGGAUUAAAAUGUUAAAAUUUUGUGACCAUGAA
Messenger RNA from Artibeus jamaicensis (Jamaican fruit-eating bat), 4054 nucleotides. It is a transcript of the gene CAND1, whose product is annotated as cullin associated and neddylation dissociated 1. Gene Ontology annotation, biological process: protein ubiquitination; SCF complex assembly. NCBI's taxonomy places the organism in Eukaryota, Metazoa, Chordata, Mammalia, Chiroptera, Phyllostomidae. The coding region runs from base 16 to 3708 and encodes 1230 amino acids. The record is from RefSeq and is a predicted model, not a curated record. The transcript has 15 exons. Gene Ontology annotation, cellular component: nucleus.